AUGACAUCAAGUGUUUACCCUGUGAUCCUGGCAGCUCCUAGUAAACAUUUCCUUAACCUAAACACCAAGGAACCCCCCAUCCAGAUUUCCUACCUAAAGCCAGAGCUCCUGUUUCCUAACGCAGUGCAUUUUAAAGAUGUAGGUGGAGUGCCAUUUGAGAAUCUGAUGAAAGGACCUAGUGCGUCAGAACCCGCAUCCACCCCAGGGCCUCACCUCCGUGUUGCCCGGCAACACGGCCGCGCUGGACGUGCGUGCGUGAAUGUGCGUAAGAGAUCCUUGUUCUACCCUUCCCUCCGGGUGGUGGCGGAAACCGCUGUCUUUGCUGGGGUCUCUCUUUACGGCUUGCGGGCACGCGAGUCACGAGUCCUUCGGCAAAGGGUCAAUCGCACCGUUGCUGGAAAGCCGAGGGUGAACGUCAUGCAGGUCGGAGUCCCAGGCCACAGGCCAGCAGGGUCCCCGACUGAGCCCGAGGCUGAGUGGCAAUGGGGAGGGCAGCCCACAGGGAUUGGGUUUUCACAUUUAUUUUUGGAUCCAAAUGAAGAUACAGAAUGGAAUGAAAUUUUAAGAGAUUUUGGCAUUCUCCCUCCAAAAGAAGAGCCAAAAGAUGAAAUUGAAGAGAUGGUUUUACGUUUACAGGAAGAAGCAAUGGUUAAACCAUAUGAAAAGAUGACUCUUGCACAGUUGAAGGAAGCUGAAGAUGAAUUUGAUGAUGAAGAUAUGAGAGCUAUUGAAACAUAUAGAGAAAAGCGGUUACAGGAAUGGAGAGCUCUUAAGAAAAAACAAAAAUAUGGGGAGUUAAGAGAAAUUUCUGGAAAUCAGUAUGUGAAUGAAGUCACUAAUGCAGACAAAGAUGUAUGGGUUAUAAUUCACCUUUACAGAUCCAGCAUACCAAUGUGUUUGCUGGUUAAUCAGCAUCUUAGUCUUCUAGCAAGAAAAUUUCCAGAAACUAAAUUCGUUAAAGCCAUCGUGAAUAGCUGUAUUCAACACUACCAUGACACUUGUUUACCAACAAUUUUUGUUUAUAAAAAUGGUCAGAUAGAAGGCAAAUUCAUUGGAAUUAUAGAAUGUGGAGGUAUAAAUCUCAAGCUAGAAGAACUUGAAUGGAAGCUAGCAGCAGUUGGAGCAAUACAGACUGAUUUGGAAGAAAACCCUAAAAAAGACAUUGUAGAUGUGAUGAUAUCUUCAAUUAGAAACACUUCUAUUUAUGAUGACACUAAUAGUUCAAACAGUGAUGAUGAUCCAAAUAGAGGGAAAUAG
This is a messenger RNA of Pteronotus mesoamericanus, 1257 nucleotides long. It is a transcript of the gene PDCL2, whose product is annotated as phosducin like 2. Gene Ontology annotation, cellular component: cytoplasm. Gene Ontology annotation, molecular function: vascular endothelial growth factor receptor 2 binding; protein folding chaperone. The record is from RefSeq and is a predicted model, not a curated record. Lineage: Eukaryota; Metazoa; Chordata; Mammalia; Chiroptera; Mormoopidae. Gene Ontology annotation, biological process: angiogenesis; positive regulation of gene expression; protein folding.